AUGAUCCUCGGGGUUUAUGAAGGACUUAUUCACACUGUAGACCGGAAGGAUGAUUUUUACUCAUGGCAGGUAGGUAAACAGGGGACCGAUGGUACUUAUAACAUAGAUGCAGAAGACCCAUCCUGUAGUAACUGGUUACGAUUUGUGAACUCUCCCGCCAAAUAUCAGCAAGAAAAUGUCAUCCCUAUAACGUGCGAGAGCAUCAUCUUUUAUAUGACGUCCCGUGACGUAGAACCGGGUGAAAAGCUUCUGGUCUGGUAUGGGGACGGAUAUGGGAGGUUUUUAGGGGUAAACCGUAUACAUCUGGAAGUUGAUCUCAAUGGCUCUUUUGCAUUCCGUGCCAAUGUUUUGACAUUUGACGACCAUGAAAGACUUAUUUUUGAUUAUUGGACACCUGUGACGUAUCAGAACUAGAAUCCAAACGACGAGGGUGAGACGGAGGUUGACC
Molecule: messenger RNA, 448 nt
Organism: Saccostrea echinata
Lineage: Eukaryota; Metazoa; Mollusca; Bivalvia; Ostreida; Ostreidae
Product: histone-lysine N-methyltransferase set-17-like
Exons: 3
Coding region: 1-414 (137 amino acids)
Cellular component (GO): nucleus
Molecular function (GO): protein binding
Source: RefSeq, a predicted model, not a curated record